AUGGCAGCCGCCGCGAGCAAUGGGAAUCGGCCAAUUCAUUGCUCCCUCUCCUCCUCCCCUCUUCCUCCCCCCUCUCCGCUCCACCCCCCUCCUUCCGCUUCCCCCUCCAUUUCCUCCCUUCCCCUCCUUCUUCCCCCCUUCACUCCGCUUCCCCACCCGCCCUUCCCCCGUUGCCAACCUCCCAGAGCUUCCCCCGACAUGGCGGCAGCGCGCGCAGAGGCGCUGCUGCCGCGCGAGCGGAGCGAGUGUAACCUGCAGGGCGGGCAUGAGCAGCACCUGCACCACCACCACCACGGCUUCGGCGACAAAACCAUCACGUUCUGGGGGUCUUGCGUGCUCAACUUCAAUAAUAUUACGGGACCAGCGGUCGUAGUUCUCCCGUUGCUAUACGCACAAGCGGGAUGGUUUUUACCAACCGCCGGGCUCACGCUCAUGUGGCUGUUUUCGUCGUUUGCGGCCACGAUGAUGUGCGAAGCGCAGCAGCGAAUUCCGGGUAACAAGGGUUUCGCCAGGCGGUUUGAGUACUGCACACUCGUGCGGCAUUACUUCGGCGAUCGGUGGUACGCGCUCGCGCAGAUUGGGUUCAACGCGGGGCUGCUCGCUUCGAACAUCGCGUCCAUGAUUGUUACAUCGCAGGUCCUAGACUCGGUGGUGUAUCGGCUAGCUGGCACAUCGUAUGGCAUGGACUAUGGGCAGUGGCCGCCCGCGUUUAUCGAGUCCCUUGCAACGGGAGGGGCGGGAGGGAAUGUGUGCGCAUGGGGGACCACCAGCAGCGGUGACUGCAACCGAUCGGUGAUCUCCCUGGGAUUUGUCCUGGCAAUGGCAGUCUGCAUCCCAUUUGCUCGCCUAAACCUAGACGACAACAUGGGCUUCCAGUGGCUCUCCAUGCUCGCCCAGCUGCUCUUCUCCUUUGAGUUUGCCGCCCAGUUCCUCUCCAACCUCCUCCCCGGCUCCCCCAACUACUGCGCCGGGAAUGGGCCUGGCAGAACACCCUUUCUCGGACUCGAUAUAAGUCAGGUGCUAGGGGUGUGUGUGUUUGCAUACUCCUACGUCAGCACCAUCCCCUCGUGGGCCAAUGAGAAGAAGCCAGGUGUCAACGUCAACAGAGCCAUCUGGCUGCCUGCUUCCGUUGGCUGUGCCCUCAACAUCCUACUUGGCCUCCUAGGCGCGUGGGCGUACAAGCUAGUGGACGACGCAGGCCACCCGUUCAAGGGCACAGACAACAUGCUCAACAUGCUGGACGGGCAGGCCGAUGCUGCCACUGCAUGCGGCCACCCCCAUGUGGCCCCAGCAACAGAGUUCUCGGUGUACAUGUGGGGCUUCUUUGGCUACAUCCCGGGAAUUCCCAUUCUGGCCAUCAUGGUGCGCUACAACCUGCAGGCCUCGGGUCUCUUCUCCGACUCAGCUGCCUUCUUCUGGGCAGUUGUCGCGCCCUGGCUGCUCACUGCAUUUUUCUACCAAGCUCAGCGUGCUACAGCCCACAACCUGCAGGCUUCAGGCCUCUUCUCCGAGUCAGCUGCCUUCUUCUGGGCGGUUGUAGCGCCCGCCCUGGUUACCCACUGCCUUCUUCUACCAAGCUCAGGCCUCGGGUCUCUUCUCCGACUCUGCACCAACCCUGAUGAAGCACCCACCAACCCUCCCUUACCCACCAUCCCUCCCCUGCACGCACUCCCUCUGCAUCCCUCUGCACCCCUCCGCACCUCCCUUCAGUUCUGCAACUGGGUGGCCAUCAUCUGCCAGGGAUUCAUCAACCUCGUCGUCCUAACUCUCCUCUUCCGUGCCGCUCUCAUCACCUCCCCCACCCCCGAAGAGCUCGAAUCCCGGGGCUACCUCCUCAUCCAAGCAGCCAUUAACGUCCAGUUCUGCAACUGGGUGGCCAUCAUAUGCCAGGGAUUCAUCAACCUCGUCGUCCCAACGCUCCUCUUCCGGGCCGCACUCAUCACCUACCCCACCCCCGAAGAGCUCGAAUCCCGGGGCUACCUCCUCGUCUCCUCCUCCCCUCCCUCCUCCACACCCCUCUCCACCACUCCCCCCGCCUCCACACCGCUCCGAACCUCCUCCAGCGCUGAUCGGAGCCUCGUGGGGCUGAUUCAGAAUGUGAUUGCGGCACUCUCUCCCAAGCACUCACCAAGUUCGUCUGAAGGAGGAGGGGGAGUUAUGGAGAGUGAUAUGGAAGGGGCCGGUGCUUAUAAGCAGAUGCCGGAUGGUGCAGGAGGGGAGGUGGGGCGGGGGGGGGAUGUGAUUGUAGAGGGGGCUCGCGUGGUGGUGGAUUCAGAGAGUGACAGUGGGAGUGUGAGUGAAGAGGGAGGGAGCGAGACAGAACCUCUCACCACCGCCGCCGCCAACACUACCACUGCCACUGCAAAUGCUGCUGCACCAGCCGUGGCUGUAGAGGUGGAUCGGAAUAGAGGGACAGCAGGACCAACAACACAACGGCAGGCAGCUAGCCGAACAACCGGAGCAGAUCCUGUGGCUCUGAUUGGUCCAGGUCAGAAGGUGGUGCUCGAGCCACCUGUGCAAGCAGUGCCUACAUGGCUGCGUGUGGACCCCUUGGUAUUCGCCAGCGCGAUGACGUGGACGACAGGUUUAUUAGUGGCUGUCAGCAUCGCCAUCACCCUCCUCUCCCCGUAA
This is a messenger RNA of Closterium sp. Naga37s-1, 2631 nucleotides long. The record is from the annotation of a GenBank genome assembly. Lineage: Eukaryota; Viridiplantae; Streptophyta; Zygnematophyceae; Desmidiales; Closteriaceae.